UUUCUAGGCAACUGAUACCAACAAAACAGGUGCUAAGUGUGUGCAUGCUACUGCUGUCAACAUUUUCCACAUUUUGGAGAUAUUCACAACCUAUUUUAAAGAAGAUAAUUAGUCAUGUCUUGGAGUAGCCAUUGCUAAGCAGUAGUGAAAUGCUGAAAGAGAAUCACAAAGAGAAAUCUGCCAAUUCAAGAGGGAGAGCAGCUGGUGAGUCAAUUCAUGUAACGUUUAGCUAGCUAAGUCAUAUAGUUAGCUAGCUAGGCCUUAUCUUUUCAACAAGUAAAAUCAACCCCUAAUCAACCAUUUCUUUGGGGGUAUAAUUAUGCAUCGGUUGCAAAUGGCUCCGCAUCCUCACCCUGACCCUUUUCUUUUAUUGGAUAAAGAAGUGAUAUUGGAAAAACUCCCACCUGUGAAGGACCGCUCAAGAGCUUUGCAUCACCCUUUGAAACAUCAGACCAGCCUUCGAGAGCAACCGUUUGAGGAUCAUAGACCAAGGGAAAGGACUGCCAUGAAUGAAUGGCAGCAACAGUAUUCCCAAGAGACAUUUCAUCAAUCCAAAUAUUCCUCCCAAAGCAGAACACAUAACUCAGCAAGGACAAAGUAUGUUUACCCUGAAGAACCAGGUGAUAUUGUGUCUGGGAGGAAAGCAGAUGGAGUGGACAAGGCAUUUUCACUGAAGCCUGUUUACCAUAAAAGAACUUUAAUCAUAGAUAGGUUGAGUAAUGACGAGGUAGCUUGUAAACCUAAUGAGUUUCAAAGACUCCCUCCAUAUUUUCCCUCACCACCACAUGAUCAUUCAGAGUAUGAUAGAAGAAGUGGCAUAAUAAGCCAAAGAAGGCCUGCUGAGGAUUCUUCACCAUCAUUGGAAGAGAACACAAACAGCAGAAGGGUUUCUGGGUACAAACGAUCAAAGGGAGAGCAGCAGAGGCUGGAUUAUGAGCGGAGGAUGGCAACGAAAAUUGAAAUGGAUAAACUAAUACUUCAGGAGAAGCUGUUGAAAACUCAGGAAAAAGUGAGAGAAAUGCAGCAGAGGGAGAGAACUGUCUCAGGUGAUAACACUAAGAGGGCAGAGAGGCAUAUUAGGAGACCAGUGGAAAGAGAAAAGGAGUGGAUCGAGAGCAAGGUGUCCUCAGCUGAGCAGAGAAGGGAAAAGGAGAGAGUUCACGAGAUGGAAAGGAGGGAGAGGUUGAUUAUGAGGGAUAAAAGCCGGGAGGAUAUUGAGUGGCAGAGAGAGAAAAAAGAAGAGUUCAAUAGGGAGAGAAGAGAGAAGAAGAGGGCACUUGCAGAAGAGUGGGAGAGGUUGGAAAGAAUGGAAAGGGAAAUUGUGAACAAGCCAGAGUGGAGUAGAGACAGGAGGGCUGAGAAGGACCUAGAGCAACAGAGGGAGAAAAAUGGAGAGUGGAGCAGGAGGGCUAGAGAAAGGGCGAAUGAAAAGGAUACAAAUUGGGAGAGGGAGAAAAGAUUUGAGAGGAAUAGGUGGGAGAGGGAGAAAGUGAAAGAGAGAGAACUAAAUGGGGAGGUUGAGAAGAAAAGAGACUGGGAGAAGGAGUAUAAGUGGGAAAGGUCUUCUAGAGAGAGGUAUGUUUCAGCUGAUGAUAAGAGGCGUGACAUAUUUCAUAGAGGGCUGGAUCAGGAGGGACAGCUUAAAACUUCACAUAGAUCAGUGCCAGGGAGCCGCAGUAGCAUCAAUUGUAGAAAAAUAUCUCGAGAAGCUUCCCACACAUCACCCUCAGUUCACCGCCAGUCAAGUCGGCUACUGCAAGUGGAACUCAGCCCAGUGGAGAGUGCUGACAAUGCUUGCCUCCAGCUCAUCCCUUGCAGGAUUUGCCACAGAAAAUUUGCUGCAGAGAGACUAGAGAAGCACCUUCAGGUCUGUGAGAGGAUGCAGCGCUCCAGCCGUAAAGUCUUUGACUCCUCCAAGUACAGGGCCAAGGGAACUGACCUGGAAGAGUUCAUGAAAACCAACUCAAGAAGCAAGUCUCCUGAGCUAAAGAAGAGCAACUGGAGGCAGAAACACGAGGCAUUCAUUCGUAAUCUGCGCCAAGCCCAUGUUCCAGCAACAGGUGCUUUGCAGCCCCAACCACCUAUCCAAGACAAUGAUGAUUAUGUGACCUGCCCUCACUGUGCCCGCCGAUUUGCCCCUGGGCCAGCAGAGCGACAUAUCCCCAAGUGCCAGAACAUCAAGAGUCGCCCUCCACCUCCCCGCCACCGCCGCUGACGAAACCAACUAAUUUGCAAUGAUGUUUAUAAAAAGCAUUCAAAACUACAUUUUACAUUUGAGUCAUUUAGCAGACGCUCUUAUCCAGAGCGACCUACAAUUAGUGUAUUCAUCUUAAAACAGCUAGAUGGGACAACCACAUAUCUCAGUUAUAAUAAGUAAAUUAUUCCUCAAAGUAUCUAUCAGCAAAGUCAUUGCUAGUAGGGGGGAAAAAAGUCAAGAGCGAAUGUUAGUUCACAAAAGGCAAUUAUUUUGUAUAUAAAAUUGUAAAAAAUGUGGGGUGGGGGGCUGCUGUGGGAUUAUUUAAUCAACUUUGAGGUAGGGUUUCAGAUGUUAAAACUAAAGCCCUGAUGCAAUUUAUAUGUAGUUUGUUACCUAAAAGCCUCUGCAUUAACUUACAUUUUUAUAGAACUAAAUGUACAGGUAUGGCGUUGUGGUUUAGUAUGAGAGUAUUUAGUUUAAAAUAACAUUUUGAAUUGUAGAGUAUAGUUUACACAUUUUUCACACUGCCUUUGAAGUGGGGGGGGGAACUAAACUAUUCAGAUACUGCUGAACAAGAUUGUCUGCAAAAGGGUUAAAAGAAAAUGAAAACCAACGAUUGGUGGAUUUUGAAGCACAAUAAAAAAAAAAAUACAAAUCUGAUUUUGCUUUGUCUAUAGUUCAUUUCAGAAUUAAUCUGACCAAAAUGUUAUUUUUUAAUUUUUUACAUGAAGCAUAAAACAAAGGUGCCUCUAUGAAUGGUGGAACGUAAGACCACUGUAACGGUACACCCACGCUAUUUUAUAAUGUUGCAUAGGGUAAGCUAAGCCAUUGGAAAAAAAAUGUAUUGCAAAAAUGAACACAGUAUAUGUGUAAUAUUUCAACAUUAAACAAACUGUAUAAAAAGCAUAGCCUAUUCUUUUUAUUUGUGCACAAUUCAUCACAACACAAUUUGGUUUAAGAGUAUGCAAAAGCACUAAGGAAUAAGGACACUUCUCUUGCACUGAUAAAGGAAAUUCCACCAGUGUUGUGUAUUGUAUCAAUUAACUGCACACCAACCAAGAGUUGCAAGCUGUUGGUAAAGGACACUUAAAACACACACAUACUGUACACACACCACCCAGAGUAAACAAAUACACAA
Messenger RNA from Salvelinus sp. IW2-2015, 3335 nucleotides. RefSeq names its product zinc finger, C2HC-type containing 1C (gene zc2hc1c). Lineage: Eukaryota; Metazoa; Chordata; Actinopteri; Salmoniformes; Salmonidae. The transcript has 2 exons. The record is from RefSeq and is a predicted model, not a curated record. The coding region runs from base 320 to 2215 and encodes 631 amino acids.